This is a messenger RNA of Rotaria sordida, 4320 nucleotides long. Lineage: Eukaryota; Metazoa; Rotifera; Eurotatoria; Philodinida; Philodinidae. The record is from the annotation of a GenBank genome assembly.
AUGGCAAAUCAUAAUGAAUCUGGUGUUAUUGGUGUUCUGGCUCAUGGUAAAGUCGAGACAACUCAACAAUCCAUUGAUUCUGAUCAUGCAGAUCGAAAAUGUAUGGAAUAUCUACCAUAUCCUGAUGAUAAUUUUGAUGAAGUUAUUGAUGAUUGUUUUCAACGAGGUAACAAAUUUACUAUUGAACAUAUACGUCGUCGUACUGGACAAGCAUUUGUUCCUAAUGUUCAAGUUCAUGUUAAAUCAAUUGUGACUAAACGUACUGAUGAAUGUUCUACAGCAUUUGUUGAUCCAUAUUUAUUCUGUAUAACGACUCAGCAUGGACUUAAUGAAUGGAUUACUUAUAAACGUUAUCGGCAUUUUCAAGAUUUACAUAAAGCAUUGAUGAAUUUCGUGGGUGAAGAAAGAAAAAAAUCAAAAAGUGAUUUAGACAUUAUUCAAGAUGAAAAUAAUGAAUAUCCAUAUUUUCCAGCAACAAAUGAUCAAAUUGCAUUGACUAAUGAAUCUAUUGUUGAAGAACAUUGUCGUAUUCUUGUCGAUUAUUUCAAUAAAGUUCUUAGACAUCCUAAAUUUCGUGCACAUUCAGCGAUGUGUGAAUUUUUCGAUGUAAGUUGUUUAUCAUUCAUUCAUGGUUUAGCAGUUAGUCGAAAAGAAGGUUAUCUAUUAGAAGCAUCUAAUGAUUAUUAUUGUGAUCAACAUGCUUUCUUUCGUGCACAAUAUUUUUGUAAUUUAUGUAAAUGUUAUGAUGGUCCAAAAUGGUUUAUUAUUAAAGAUAGUUAUAUAGUUGAUAUACGACCAGAUACACAUGAAGUAUGUUUUCCUAUCUUAGUUGAUCGUAGUUUUCAAGUUUCAACUGGUAGUAAUAAUGAUAUUAAAAUAAGCAAUUUACAACGUACAUUAGUUAUUAAAUGUCGAUCAACACGUGAUUGUAAUGAAUGGACACAACAUUUAUUAAAUUUAAUUGAACAAGCAAAAGAUUUUGUCAGUACAAGACCAAGUCGAUUUAAUUCGUAUGCACCUAUUCGAGAAAAUCAAUUAGCUUAUUGGUUUAUUAAUGGUAAAUCAUAUAUGGAAGCUGUUGCUAAAGCACUUUUAACAGCUAAAGAAGAAGUUUUUAUUACUGAUUGGUGGCUUUCACCUGAACUCAUGUUAAUUAGACCAGCAGAUGAUGAAACAUUUCGACUUGAUAAUAUAUUAGGAAGAAUAGCUGAAGCAGGAGUCCGUGUUUAUAUCAUGCUUUUUAAAGAAAUGUCAUUUGCUUUAGCUUUAAAUAGUUUUUAUACAAAAAAAACAUUAGUUUCUAAAAGUAAACAAGGAUUUAUUAAAGUUAUUCGACAUCCAGAUCGUUAUACUACGGAUAGUGUACUUUUAUGGUCUCAUCAUGAAAAAAUGGUUGUUAUCGAUCAAAAGAUUGCCUUCGUUGGUGGAAUUGAUUUAUGUUAUGGACGUUGGGAUGAUGAACAUAUGCGUCUUGUCGAUUUGGCCGAUAAAAAUGAUGCAACAUUGAAAUCACCAUCUGAUAUAGCUGCAGAAAAAGCAGCAUCGGGUGGUAAAGAAACGGUAGAAGCAGCACAAAUAACUACUACGCAAAUGGCUGAACAAGCUGGUGAAGUACCUAUUAAGAGCAUUAGUUGUCUGAGAGCAGCAUUCAAUCCUUUAAAUGAGGUAAAUGAAGACAUCAAGCUCCCUGCUUCAACGGAUGCAAAUGGAAUAACAUAUGAUAUGAAAUCAAUAGCUGGAAAUUGGAUGCAAUCAACGUUGACAGAAACAGAUGAAAAUAAAAGUGAUAUUAAAUCAGACAACGAUACACAAGUAACAAAUAAUGGACAAGCAAUUCGACAAUUUACUCCGGGAUUGCAAAAUAUAGUUCAAACAGUGAGAAAAGAUGGUGAAAAAAUUCUCGAAGAACAACAACAAUCAAUUGCUACUUCAACACCUGAAGUUGAUGGAAAACAUCGAUAUUUUAUUGGAAAAGAUUAUUCAAAUGCAUAUGAAAAAGAUUUUAACCAGCUUGAAGACUACACAACAGAUUGUGUUACACGAACAUUAGUACCACGUAUGCCAUGGCAUGAUGAAGCAUUGGUUGUAUUUGGUCAAACAGCUCGAGAUGUUGCAAGACAUUUCAUUCAACGAUGGAAUAUUCAUAAAUGUGAAAAAUAUCUGAAUAAUGAUUUUUAUCCAUAUCUAUUACCUAAGUCUUAUGAUGAUGUUGAAGACUUAAUUGUCGAAAAUUGGAGAGAUUUUCUUGAAAGUGAACCAUACCGUGUAAAUGCUCAGUGCGUUCGCUCUGUUGGCCCAUGGUCAGCAAGAACGAAAACAGUAGAAUCAUCGAUUCAAAAUGCUUAUAUACAAAUGAUUGAUGCUGCUAAACAUUAUAUAUAUAUUGAAAAUCAAUUCUUUGUUACUAUUGGUCAAGAUCCAGUAGUUCGAAAUCAAUUAGCUGAUGUUCUUUUCCGACGUAUAGAACGAGCAUAUAACAAUGAUGAAAAAUUUCGUAUUUAUAUUGUUCUUCCUCUUUUACCUGGUUUUGAUAGUAUGAAUGCUGUACAAGCUGUACUCUAUUUUAUUAUGCGGUCAAUUACUAAGGGUGAUAAUUCAUUAUAUAGACGACUUGAAAAUGCAGUGUUAUAUGGAAAAGAAAUUUUUAGAACUCAUAAAAUUAAAGAUGGAAUUAAUGACGAAGAUCAGAAAUGUUCAAGAUCAAGUUUUGUCGUACGUUGUAUUGCACCAAGAAAUUAUAUUAAUGUUUUUGGUAUGCGUAAUCAUGAUAUUCUAAUGGGCCGUCUAGUAACUGAAAUAAUAUAUGUUCAUUCAAAAUUAAUGAUUAUUGAUGAUCGUAUGGCUAUAUGUGGUAGUGCAAAUAUAAAUGAUCGUUCAUUAGUUGGUGAUCGUGAUAGUGAAUUUUGUAUUGUAAUAAGUGAUCUUGAAGAAGAAGAUAGUCGAUUUAAUGGACAACCAGUUCGUGUAGGAAAAUUUUGUUCUAGUUGGCGUAAAAAGAUCUUUAAGAUGCUAUUAGGUAUUCAAUUCGAGAAUCCAAAUAAUAUCGAUAUAACUGAUCCAGUAUCAGAUGAAUUUUAUUCUUAUUUUCGAAAUGUAGCAACACAAAAUACAUUGAUUUAUGAAGAAGUUUUUGCUACAAUGCCAACUGAUCGUGCUAGAACAUUUGCUCAAAUUAAUGAAAACAAUGGUAUGGCUAAGAUGAAGGAUACCGAUCCGAUAGAAGCACAAAAAAAAUUGAAAGGCAUUCAAGGUUUUAUUGUCGAAUAUCCACUUUAUUUUCUUAAUGACGAAAACUAUUUACCUAGCAUGAUAUCUCGUGAAGGCAUAGCUCCAUUGAGUGAUCGAAUUUGGGCAAAAAGUAUCGACGAUAUUGAAGAAGAUGAACGUUAUCGUGAAAUGGUUAAAAAUCAAGCAUUCCAUCUGACAAAUGAACAUGAUGCAGAUGUUAGAAAAGCGUGUCGAACAUUGCCACAACUUAAGGAAUCACUUUUUCAAUUGUAUCCAGGUUGCAGACUAGAAGCGACAUUAGGAAUCGGAUAUAACAAAACUCAAGAAUGGCUUACUCGAGUUGAUGUUCCGUUUCCAAAAUCUUUUAUAGAAUUUCAAGAAAAACAAGGUCCUACAGGAAAAUAUAUGCCUAGUACAAGAGGUAGCUUAAUGCUUCAUAUUAGAAGUGAUCGAAAAGAUCUUUGCUUUGAAUUGGGUCGACAAUUUUGUCAAUCUAUUCCGGAUGAUUCUAUUGCUAAAUUAGAUGAAACUUUUGGCUUUGCGCAUAUGAGCUCAAAAACAAAUGAAUGUUUUCAAGAUUUUACUGGUUUCAUAGAUGUCGACGAAAAUCCGAAGGAUGACGAACAGAAAGCUAAAGCUGCACUCAUAUGUGAUGGAGAAGACGUUGCAAUUCAUGUCGGAGGGUCAUUUGCAUUAACUCAAAAAUGGAAACAUAAUCCGAUUAAAUGGAAUGAACUAUCUCAAGAAGAACAAGAGAAUGUAAUUGGAAGAACGAAAGAAGAAGAAGAAGAAGAAGAAGAAUGUAAAAAGAUCAAAUCAAAAAUUUUGACGUCUCAUAUUACUCAAAUGAAUCUCGGAAAGAAUGAAGUAAACAUCAAAGUAGUUAGACAAUCGUUAUCUUAUGGAGGGAUGAAAGAGCACGGAUUAUUUUUUAUUUCUUAUGCUGCCAAUCCGAACAAACACGAAAAACAAUUAAAUAGCAUGAUUGGCAUGGAUAAUGGAAUUCAUGAUCGAAUUAUGGAUUUUUCAACACCAAUAACAGGGAACUAUUGGUUUAUUCCUUCGAUACAUGUUUAUAAAAAGAUCUUUUAG